Messenger RNA from Drosophila kikkawai, 702 nucleotides. RefSeq names its product calcutta cup (gene c-cup). Lineage: Eukaryota; Metazoa; Arthropoda; Insecta; Diptera; Drosophilidae. Gene Ontology annotation, cellular component: endomembrane system; membrane. The record is from RefSeq and is a predicted model, not a curated record.
UCCAACUCGUUUCGAUAGCUUCAAAAUUUAAGUAACUCUGGAAUAAUAUUUCAACAAUAUAUAAAAAUAUUAUAAUUUAAAAAAAUAAAUUAUGUUGGAACCACAAGUUUUGAUAGCAAAAAUGCAGUUGCUGGGUCACUUGUAUGCUGGGAAACUGAACUCUAGAUUCUUGAUAUCUUUCUUCAAAAAUCCCAUUUGCCAGCUGAUGUUUUCCUUUGGUCUGGGCUACUUUGUCACCACAAGGUUAUCGCAAAUGUAUACCAAAUUAAAAGGAAAUGCCAGCGAAUUCUCAACUGACGACAAAUCACCCGAGGAAAACGAGGUUAUUCUUCUGAACAUCAAGCAAUUGGCCGCCUUUAAUGGCCUGAACCCAGAUCAACCAGUUUAUACCGCUUUAAAUGGCAAAAUCUACGAUCUGAGUCCUGACCGGGAGAAGUUCUCCAAGCAAGGUCUCUACUCCCAUUUGGCAGGAUGCGAUGCCAACAAGGUCCUGCAUAUAGCAUGCUAUUCCCUGGGGGUAUGCGAAAAUGAUUUCAUAAAUCGCUGGGAGCAAAGACUCAGGGCCGAAUUCAAUAUGGUGGGCUAUCUGAUAGAUUUGGAUAUGCAGAGUGAUGACGAGGAUACAGAAAUGAUAGACAGAAGUGAAACAAGUGAAACACACACUGAAGAUUAUCGUGGCGACCAAUAAGAAUGAAAAUAAAA